GGAUGUGUGGCGCGAGCAGAUAACGGCUUGGACGGGAUGCUAACAAAGCGGAGUCUCUGAGUAAAAUUCGGGGCACAGAGUGCUAAACCAUCAUGUUAGACGGUGGGCAGUUUGUGGAGGCCAUGGGCCGUCUAGGUUAUCCUGGUGCAUCAUCACUGAAGGCCUCUGACUUCGACUGGCUGUUUGACUGCGCCCCAGAGAACCUUCACUUCUUGCGCUUUGUCUGUCGCACCCUCAACCAAAGCAAUGUCCUCACAACGGAGGAGGCAAAUGCUUAUCAGGAGCUACAGAAAUCUGGCAAGCCAAUCCUCGACGAAGCAGCUUUGGGUGAGGUCCUUAAAACCAUUGGACCUUCAGAUGGGAGCAGUGCAAACAUCUUAGGGCCCUCUUCAUCGUCAUCGUCUGCGUUUGCAGCUGAAGGGGAUGUUACCAUUGAGGACUUGCAGGCAGAGCUCCAGGCACUGCAUAAAGAGAAAGAGCUGAAGCAGCAGCGGUACAAUAGAUUGCAGGUUGCAGCAACCUCCCGUGCAGAUGUUGACCUACGACUUGCUGCAGAGCUGGAGAGUGCUACAUUUAAGCUAAAGGAGGCCAGUGCUUCCAUUGGAGCUGAGAAUGCUGACACCAACGCUCUGUUACAAAACCUAACAGAUGAGGUGAAAAAACUUGCUUCAUUUCUCCCAGUUCAGCCUGAUGCCAAACAAAAAGGAAAAGGAGAGCCUGUCCUCCUCUCUCAGCUGCCCUUGGAUCCCUACCUUCACCAGGAGGAGCGCAACACUAAAACACUGGCUGCCUUCACUCAGAAGCAUUUCUUCCAGGGCAUCUCUGACAUUGUUGAGACUUCUUGCUCUGAGCGCUUCCAGGUCCUUGACCUGAGUUCUUGUGAAGAUGGAGAGGACAAAGAAAAUGAGCGUGAGGGAAGAGAGAGAGAGGAGCAAGUGGUGGAGCGCAGGAAGACAGAGAUGGCCAGACUUCAGUGGUCUCAUAUUGUGGCCCAACACCAACUGAUGCAGGCCAUGGCAGAGGAGAAGAGCGUUAAGGCUGGACUGGACUGGCUUUCUGAGAAGUCUUCUCAUACUAAGAGCAUUUCCACGUCCUCCUCACUACAUGUCCGUGAGGUUGUGUCCAGGAAGGAACUGCAGGCAGUGGAGGCUGAGCUGGAGGCUCUGAUGAAUGGACCUGUACCUGCUGCCCUCAGAGAGUCAGCCAGGUUACUUAAUGUGCCCAUAGUGAGGGGAGACCUGGCUCUGCAACUAGCCAGACAAGACUACUACACUUCCAGACAGGAUCAAGUACGAGACUGCCUUCUCCGCCAGAAGGCAUCCUUUGACCUGGUGCUCCUGGGUCAGGAGAUGGAGAAAAGGAGGUGGAGGACAUGUUUCCAACAGCUGGGAGAAGUGAACAGCAGACUGGUAAAAGAAGGUGAAGCAGCAGCCCUCAGGAUUGAGUCCCUGGCACACCCUGACCUGGCUAUCAACCCCAGGCCCAACCCCAUCAUCAGCUGCAAGGAUGUAGCCUUCAGCAGGCUGCUCCAGAUCCUAGACCAUGACUCAGACCAUGGUCGAUCAGAGCCUUUCCGGACAUAUGAAGCAUUGGACCAUGCAGCUCGCGACCUCGCAGGCAACCUCCAGGCAACCCGAGACGCUUUGGCUGGCGCUGGCCGUGAGCAGUACUACACAGCUGCUCGUUUCAAUGGUGACUGUGAGGCGCUCCACAGGGCGAUGUACACAGAGCUCCAGCAGCUGGUCUUAGGGCCGCAGGUACGUCCAACGGCCACCUCUGACCAGGAGCUGCUCUGUCCCAAUGCACAGGUGGGUUUAUUUCCUUUGAUUUCAUGCACAGUCGUCUUGGUCAACUAUACCGAGUGCUAUUCAGAAGCAAUCCUUAAUGAGCUGACAGUGAAGCUUGUGAAAGCUGAGUCUCAGCUACAGAGUUUGCAGCAUGUAAUGCAAGAAAUCAUGGGGGAGGUUAAAGCCAAGCGUUCUCAGCUGGAGCGCAAUGCCCUCCUCAGGCAGGAGAGGGAAUUGUACAUCUACUUCCACUUAAAUCCCCGGCUGCUGCAAAAAGUAGUGGAAGAUCUGGAGGGCAAAAUGGCCGUCAAGAGAGCGCUGCAGUGAAGCCCGCCAGAAUGAAUGAGUAGUGCUCAGCUCAACCUCAACGUGCAUUUUCUCUGCUGAGGGAGACAACUUGUAUUAUAAAGCUUGAUCAGAGGACUGUGCUGUCAGUGGAGGAGGUUUAUUUAGUAGCCCUGCUCUGGUAUAUUGUGUGCACAAGUGUGAGCUUACAGAAAAUUUGCACCUUUACUUGGUUUGUGCAGGAGGCAGACAUCAAUUCCUUGAGUCUUCAUCAUUGGGACAACAAUCAACUUUGGAAAAAGUUUUGUUGUAUAUGAGCAGUGCUGCUUAUAUGACGUUCGGGAUUUGUUUGAGUGUUUAUUGCCAAUACUUUUAACACAAAACUAAUAAGAAACCAUAGCAUUUUGUGUUGAUGUGCUAAAAU
This is a messenger RNA of Plectropomus leopardus (leopard coralgrouper), 2496 nucleotides long. It is a transcript of the gene haus3, whose product is annotated as HAUS augmin-like complex, subunit 3. Gene Ontology annotation, cellular component: microtubule organizing center; mitotic spindle; HAUS complex. Lineage: Eukaryota; Metazoa; Chordata; Actinopteri; Perciformes; Serranidae. The record is from RefSeq and is a predicted model, not a curated record. Gene Ontology annotation, biological process: microtubule organizing center organization; spindle assembly.